This is a messenger RNA of Haliotis rufescens (red abalone), 3148 nucleotides long. RefSeq lists its product as uncharacterized. Bases 2158 to 2556 code for a protein of 132 amino acids. NCBI's taxonomy places the organism in Eukaryota, Metazoa, Mollusca, Gastropoda, Lepetellida, Haliotidae. The transcript is spliced from 4 exons. The record is from RefSeq and is a predicted model, not a curated record.
CAUAGCGCCACCACUGGCUAUUACGAGUUAUGGCCCUUCUAUGUCCCUCCAACUGACCAAUCAGUUUCCCCCUACCUCUCAGAAGAAGAAGAAGAAGUUUAUUCAUGAAUGAAGGCCACAUGGCCCAGAGUUCAUUUACAGGAAUAAUAUAUACUAUGCCCAGGCACAAAUUCUCUUACAACAAAUGUUCAUCUUUUUUUACAUUUGUAUUUACAUAGGUAAAUGUCUUUUUAAAUAUAUGGACAGGUUUUUAAUAACACAAUCAUUUCUGGUAGAUAGAAGACAUCAAUUUUGGGACAGAUGGUUGUACAUGGUAACAUUUUGGAAUUAAAUUUUCUCUACUGCUUUUAUAAAAAAAUGAAAAAUUAACAAAAAAAUGGUAUUUAUUUUCUAUUUCAUAACGGUUACAUUUCGUACAUAAACUAAACGAUGACUCUGUGGUUGUAUUUAAUUGAGUUUUCUGUACAUUUAGAUUAUGGCUUAAACAACAGAACUUACAUAAAGUUCUAAGAAGAUCUCUUUCACAUGCUAAAGUAGACAGAUUUUUUCUGGUUCGAGUAGUGAUUUAUAAGAUGAAUAAACAUCAAGGAAAGAAGAAUUGGUGAAUUUGUAAUGCCAGUUUUGAAAUUCUAUAUCUUUAAAUCAUUUGAAUAUAACCAUGAAGCCGCAGUACUGAUACAACCACACCCAGUUUGAAACAAUAAUUGUCUUAUAUAAGAAACCCAGUAAGUUUGACCAUUUUCGUCAAAUGCUUCUAACAUAUGGUAACAGGCAAACGGAUAUCUUGUUUCAUGUAAUCUAAGUAGUUGACACCAGUACUUAACACAACGACUGUAAUAGUGUGCACACAGUGAUGUUCUUCCCAGCUCUUCUAGAAUUGCAUUUGUUGAUGUUCUUUUUCCAACGGAAAGGACACUUUUAAAAAAAUUACUCUGAACCAUUUCAAUGCUUUUUCUAUAGGCACAUCCCCAAAUGUCUGAGCCAUAUAAAAGAACAGGAGCAAUCUUUGAAUCAAAUAUUUUAGCAGCAGUAGAAAAUGGGAGAGAUGGGAAUUUCUUUAUCAUAUUUAACACAGGAAAAGUCGCUUUCCUUGCUUGAAUAGCUACCUCUCAUAUCACUCAUAUCUCAUAUCACUCAUAUCAUUUGCUUCAAACAAUAUGGCAGCGCAUAGUCAAGAUGAUCUAAUCGAUAAUCAAGAUCUAUAUUAAAAUAAAAUGGGUCUUGCCUCGCGAAGUGCAUCAGAUCUUUUGAGCACCAUGAUUAGAAACAUGAAAAGAUUUGGAAAAUAUCUGUCAACAUCCAGUUGACGGUACACAUGUUUUGGAAAUCCUGCAGUCGAACAACUUCUGCUCUUUGAAUCCAUGUUGUUUACGAACCUAGUUUCUUAUGCGAUUUUGAUUGGACUAUGCCAAGACUUGUUAGUCUAGCCACAAUGUAACUCCAGAAUUCCAGCCUAGUUAUACAAGGGUUGAAACUGGGCUUUUAUAGUCAGUAAACUCCCUUGUUUCGGGAAGAUGACUUUCCUCAUUGCUGCCCGAAGAUCAGAAGACACUAUUUAUUCCCUGUUAUCACAUUUUCUGUUACAGUAAAUCUAUUUAUAGCUUCCUAUUCUAUUAUGUUGUCUGUUUUUAACUGAUCGUUCACCUGUAAUUACCUUUAAUUAAAGAAUGGUAGAAAUUAAGAUAUCUAUUCAUUAAGUUUCAAAUACUCCACAAUCUUGGCAUUGCAGUGAUAAGUAGCUUGUUGGUAUUGCCACAAACAUAAAUAUACCAGAACUGUUGAAAAAAAGGAAUAAUUUUCUUUAACAAGUCUCUGGGAACUUCAUGUACUGGCAUUCACUGGCUGUGGGAACUUGAUGUACCAAGGGAAAUAACUCUGGUUGGCUUGUGUUGAAAGAGUAAGAGGUGUUUGUGCUGUUUCUGGUUAAAGGUUCUAUUACACUAAAUCAGCAUCAGUUGUGCCAGAGCCUUUCAUAGAUGUAAAUGUUGAACAUGUCACAUGUCAUUACUUACUGGGAUUUCUUUUAAGUUUUAGCUUUCAGUAUUUUGUUAUGGCUUUUGCUAAUCUCAUCAUCUAUUUUUCCUUUUGCAGUGACAGCGCACCCAAGCCCUAGUCGAAGUUCUGUAUUGACUUUGCCGGACUCUCGCCGUUGACGCGAUGAACAGCACUGUGUGCUCUACCAUGGAAGUUUCGAGAGCUCUCUGCAUGCCUGGACGGGAUGGUGGAGGUAUAUCUGUACUCAUGCAAUGGACCCGGAAACUCUCACGUCCAGUUGGACAUUUUGAGAGGCCUAUCUGUAGUCCGGUAUUGGCAGUGGAAGAUAGACGUCCCCUUCUCACCUCACCACCCUCUACCUCCUUGUACAGUUUACAGUACUUCAACAGGGAAGUCUCAUCCUCCUUAGGGGUGUUUUUCUUCCUUGGCCUUACAGACCGUACAGCUCACUUAACAUCACUAGGACAUUGCUGGGACAUUGCUACGCAUUGCUUGGACAUCGCUUUGACAUUGCUGGGACAUUGUUGGAACAUUGCUGGGACAUUGCUGAGACAUUGCUGAGCAUUGCUUGGACAUUGCUUGGACAUUGUUGGAACAUUGCUGGGACAUUGUUGGAACAUUGCUGGGACAUCACUAGGACAGUGCUAGAACAUUGCUGGGACAUUGUUGGAACAUUGCUGAGACAUCGCUGGGACAUUGUUGGAACAUUGCUGGGACAUUGCUGGGACAUCGCUGGGACAUUGCUGGGACAUUUCUCGGACAUUGCUGGGACAUCGCUGGGACAUUACUCGGACAUUGCUGGGACAUUGCUGGGAUAUCGCUGGGACAUUGUUGGGACAUUGCUGGGACAUUGCUGGGAUAUCGCUGGGACAUUGCUGGGACAUUGCUGGGAUAUCGCUGGGACAUUGUUGGGACAUUACUCGGACAGUGCUGGGACAUUGCUGGGAUAUCGCUGGGACAUUGUUGGGACAUUACUCGGACAGUGCUGGGACAUUGCUGGGAUAUCGCUGGGACAUUGCUGGGACAUUGCUGGGACAUACUUAGCUGAACAUGGAGGGGAUCAUCUGGGGCUUUUAAAUAUGGCAUUGAAAUCAACCCAUAAAUCAACCCAUUCAUGGAUUAAUAAAAAUAAAUUGUCCAUUUAAAAUUUAAA